Molecule: messenger RNA, 1398 nt
Organism: Trypanosoma cruzi
Lineage: Eukaryota; Euglenozoa; Kinetoplastea; Trypanosomatida; Trypanosomatidae
Exons: 1
Coding region: 1-1398 (465 amino acids)
Source: RefSeq, a predicted model, not a curated record
AUGGAGGUUGAUAGUGAUCAUGACGUGAUUGCGGCAGCUAAACAAAAGUUGAACUUGCUGGGGUGUCUCACGAAAGCCAUCGAGGCGGAGUGGCAACGCAAAGAGGCUCUCCUGCAACAGCUACAGACUCAACUAAAUGAGAAACAAAGAGAAAAGGAAUCUGUGUGGCACCGCACACGCAAUAUCGGUGCAGAUACUGUGGCCACAUUGAAUGAACUGCGUGCUAUAGAAGAACUUUAUAUGCUAGACAGUAUGCUGGUUGAGAAAAACACACAAUUGCGCUUGCAGCAGCAAAGGCACGACAUGCUACUUCAACAGUUAGCCAACAUGGAGGCGGUUUUAGACGGGGUGGGGAGCAACGAGGAUUUUGACCUUAAAAAGUGGGCUUCUUUUUGUGAACGUAUGCAUCGAUACAUUGAUGCUACAGAUCGAUAUUGUACUCGUCAUACAUGUCACGUUGUAAUUCAUCCUGUUUCGGUCAUUCAUCAGAGCAUUCGCAAGAUGUCUCGGACGGCACGAGAGCGUGAUGAAAGACUUGUCAUUCAACUGGAGUGUUUAGAAAAACAAAUACAGCACGCAUCAUCAUUGGACAGUACUCUUCAAAGCAAUGAAGCUAAAUAUAGGUGCAAGUGGGAGGAGCUGAGGCGCGGCAAUCGGGACCGGAUGCGGAAAAUAAAGAAUGCAGGGGAAGUGGAGACGAUGAAAUUGCGUCAGAGUCUUCAAGAGGUGAAAAAAGAACACAGUGAUCUUUUGUGCCGUUUGAAGGAGGAAGUGGUUGCCCCAGUGGAAGUUGACUUGCUGUCGCCGCCCCCAGUAUUGGAAAAUGCACAUGAAAUCUCCGCAUCGUUGCAUGAACCGCGUGUGGAGGGCCCAGACAAAAGCACGGAUGGUAACUCUGAAUUUAUCGAUAACACACUGUUGAGGUCGGUGCCGAUACUCCGACGCUCCCACCCCACUAGCAGGGGGUGGCUAACGAGUGCGAGUGCUGCUACGGCUACAAGCGACAGAGACAAUGACGAUAACGACACGAAUGACACCGGGAAUGAUGGUGUCGCUGUUGGGGUGCCAGAUGCUCCCGUUCACGUUGCACCCUUUUCCCAGAGUGCAAUGGGGUUGUCCUUCCAUCGCGCGGCGAGCCCCGCACCACCGGGCGAGAUGAACUCGGAGGUGGAGGAGCUUCGGUGCCAGGUCAUCGCAGCGGAGAGAGAUGUCGACCGGUUGCAGCAACGGUACGAAACAUUGAGGGAAGAGGCCGAAAGAACACUACUCGAGUGUGUAAAAAAAGAAAAGGCUCUGGAGGAAAAGCUUUGCAAGUCGCGAGAGGCGGUAUCUGUUCUUGAGAAGGAAAAGUCUGGGUGGCAGGCACUUCAUGAGCAGAUGUCACUUUUACUUUCUUAG